Molecule: messenger RNA, 809 nt
Organism: Ostrea edulis (European flat oyster)
Lineage: Eukaryota; Metazoa; Mollusca; Bivalvia; Ostreida; Ostreidae
Product: proteasome subunit beta type-3-like
Exons: 6
Coding region: 81-698 (205 amino acids)
Biological process (GO): proteasome-mediated ubiquitin-dependent protein catabolic process
Cellular component (GO): proteasome core complex, beta-subunit complex; proteasome core complex
Source: RefSeq, a predicted model, not a curated record
CAAAAGUCGGGAUCGAGAUUACCUAAUAUAGAUGUGUGAAGUUACCCCCCUUUGUUGGUGACUUGCAAGAAAAAAGAAACAUGUCCAUUUUGGAAUACAAUGGUGCGGCCAUCAUAGCCAUGAAAGGCCGAGAUUGUGUGGCCAUUGCCUCGGACCGAAGGUUUGGAAUACAGGCCCAGACGGUCAGCACAAACUUCCAGAAAAUCUUUGAGAUGGGGCCAAGAUUAUACAUUGGAUUGCCUGGACUAGGCACAGAUGUCCAAACAGUACAGCAGCGUCUACAGUUCCGUGUGAAUCUUUAUGAAUUGCGGGAAAAUAGAAGAAUUAAACCCAAAACAUUCUUGAGCAUGGUGUCGAAUCUGCUUUAUGAAAGGAGGUUCGGUCCAUACUUCGUUGAACCAGUCAUUGCAGGACUGGAUCCUAAAACCUUUGAACCUUUCAUUGCCUCGAUGGAUUUGAUUGGUUGUCCCAUGGUCACAGAUGAUUUUGUUGUCAGCGGUACUUGUUCAGAACAAAUGUAUGGAAUGUGUGAAUCAGUCUGGGAACCCAACAUGGAACCACAGGAGUUGUUUGAGUCAAUAUCACAGGCCCUGUUAAAUGCAGUGGACCGUGACGCUGUGUCAGGGUGGGGAGGGAUCGUCCAUAUCAUUGAGAAAGAUCAAGUUACAACACGGGAACUUAAAGGAAGAAUGGAUUGAUACAGUGUAGUUCUAGGGAUUUCAGUGCUAAGAACUGUAAAACAUCCAUUGUGUAUUUUAUGUCCAUCUUUCAUCUCUCUAUUAUUAAUAAUAAACAUGUUACAUGUGAAA